This is a messenger RNA of Solanum verrucosum, 1462 nucleotides long. RefSeq names its product TGACG-sequence-specific DNA-binding protein TGA-1A. Gene Ontology annotation, molecular function: DNA-binding transcription factor activity; sequence-specific DNA binding. NCBI's taxonomy places the organism in Eukaryota, Viridiplantae, Streptophyta, Magnoliopsida, Solanales, Solanaceae. The record is from RefSeq and is a predicted model, not a curated record. Gene Ontology annotation, biological process: DNA-templated transcription; regulation of DNA-templated transcription. The transcript is spliced from 8 exons. The coding region runs from base 62 to 1186 and encodes 374 amino acids.
GCUUGUUGAUUUUCAUGUCAGUGAUAGCUGACUUGUGUCUUUUAAAUAUCAGUCCGUACAAAUGAAUUCUUCAACAUACACUCAGUUUGUUGCCUCAAGAAGGAUGGGCAUAUGUGAGCCGAUCCAUCAAAUGGGCAUGUGGGAUGAUUUCAAUGCUAGUUGUCCGAGUACAUCGGCAACCAUGAUUCUAGAAGUUGAGAAAUGCCUAGAGGACCAGAUCCCUAUUAUAGACAAAAGAUUAGACAUUGAGACAGAAGAUACUUCGCAUGGAACAGUAGGGACUUCUAAUAGAUAUGAAGCGGAAACAAGUAAGCCUAUCGAGAAGGUACUUAGACGUCUUGCUCAAAACCGUGAGGCUGCUCGUAAAAGCCGUUUGCGGAAGAAGGCCUAUGUUCAGCAGUUAGAAAAUAGUAAAUUGAAGCUGAUUCAAUUGGAACAAGAACUAGAUCGGGCCAGAAAACAGGGUCUGUAUGUAGGUGCUGGUUUAGAUGCUAGCCAGCUAAGUUACUCUGGAAGUGCUAGCUCAGGAACUGCUGUAUUUGAUAUGGAGUAUGGUCAGUGGGUGGAAGAGCAAAAUAGACAAACAAAUGAUUUAAGGAAUGCUCUGCAUCAUUCUCAAAUUAGUGAAGCGGAAUUACGCAUUAUCGUUGAUGGUUGCCUGAACCACUACUUUGAGCUCUUCCGCGUUAAGGCUACGGCUGCUAAAGCUGAUGUCCUAUAUAUCAUGUCUGGCAUGUGGAAGACAUCAGCAGAACGCUUUUUUAUGUGGAUUGGGGGGUUUCGGCCAUCCGAACUUCUAAAGGUUCUGACACCACAUCUUGAGCUCUUGACAGAACAACAACUCCGGGAGGUUUGUAACCUCAGGCAAUCGUGUCAGCAAGCAGAAGAUGCCUUGUCACAAGGAAUGGUAAAACUUCAUCAGAUUCUUGGUGAGGCUGUUGCAGUUGGCCGAUUAGGUGAAGGGAAUUACUCUCUUCCGCAGAUGGGGCCUGCCAUUGAGAAGUUGGAAGCUCUUGUUAGGUUCGUAAAUCAGGCAGAUCAUCUCCGCCAAGAAACACUUCAACAGAUGUCCCGCAUCCUGAGUACGCACCAAGCAGCUCAGGGCUUACUUGCCUUGGGGGAGUACUUUGAACGGCUUCGUGUUUUAAGCUCACACUGGGCUACCCGUCUUCAUGAGCCUGCCUAAUGAUGCAAUAGAAGAUCCCUUAGUACACCAGUUUUGCCUUCAGAAAUUAUACUAUGUAAGCUAAAAUUUAGCUCUUGUUUAUGUCAAUAAAGCUCUCAAUAUGAAUAUAGGACAUUAUACUAGUUGUACAAAGGGUUUCCGAGAGUCUAUUGUGGCUUAUGUUUCCGAGCAACUUUUGAACGCCAUGGAGAUGAGAAAUUGAUAUGUAAAUAACAUACGUCGAGCAAUGGCAUGUCCAAUAUCAUGUUGUGAUUUCUCGUGAGAAUGUUUUUCGAA